Molecule: messenger RNA, 582 nt
Organism: Pochonia chlamydosporia 170
Lineage: Eukaryota; Fungi; Ascomycota; Sordariomycetes; Hypocreales; Clavicipitaceae
Exons: 1
Coding region: 1-582 (193 amino acids)
Source: RefSeq, a predicted model, not a curated record
AUGGGUGGUUCCUUGAGGGGGGAGCAGCAGGAUGGACAUGAACAGGAAAAAAAAAAAACGGAAAUGGUUUGGGGGUUCUGUUCUUGGCCAACGAGAUGUGACAUCGGGGAAGCAAAUUGGCGCUUUUUUGUAUCCUUUGCAAGCACCCCUCCUUUUUUGUCUGUUUUGGUGCUCAGACGAUAUGUAUGUGCUUGGUAUGGGAGUAGUUGGGCUUGUUUGUUUGGUGCGGCAUGGGAUGGGAUGCUGGUCUGCUGGGAUGGCAAUCCGCAUUCCCCCUCUCUUGUCAACGCUGGACUGGACAUGGACCUUGACGCUUCACAUGCUGACUGGAGUUUUGGUGAUGGAUCGGAGUCUCGCGGGGCCGAAAGUGGUAACAUGAGCGACGGUGACGGCCCCUCCCGGCUGUCAGGUCCAAAACUGGGGUUCAUGGCUCUCGCUCUCGCAAACUCUUAUGGCCGGAAACCAUACAGACGAUGUGAUGAAGAUGUGAUGAAAAUGGAUCGAGUGCAUCUACUUCCGGACAUCACGGGCGACAACGUACUGCUGAACCAUAUUGACGCAACCCCUGGCAAGUUCUUCUAG